AUGGCGGCCUCCUUGCUGAAGGUUGCAGCGACAAAUCUGACAAAGUGUGUUCGCCACACUUUGCCCUCAGUAAGAGCAAUGUCAUCAUCUGUACCCCUUCGUCAGGGGGUCCCGGGGUCCGUGUGGAAUCUGGGUAAACUGAAUCACGUAGCGAUAGCUGUUCCGGACUUGGAGAAAGCCACAGCUCUGUACCGCGAUGUGCUCGGGGCCAAAGUGAGCGAAACUGUGCCCCUCCCAGAACACGGUGUCUACACCGUGUUUGUGGAGCUGGGCAACACUAAGCUGGAGCUUCUCCAUCCAUUGGGAGAAAAGAGCCCCAUAUCUGGUUUCCUUCAGAAGAACAAAUCCGGGGGCAUGCAUCACAUUUGCAUCGAGGUGGAUGAUAUCAAUGCAGCGAUAGUUGAUUUAAAGGCCAGAAAAAUCAGAACUCUCUCUCCAGAACCACGGAUAGGGGCACAUGGGAAACCUGUGAUGUUUCUUCACCCUAAAGAUUGUGAUGGUGUUCUUGUGGAGCUGGAGCAGGCCUAGAAUUCCAGGAUGCCGUGAAUGGUAGACCCUCACCAAGGAGUGAUUCCACUGUCAGUGACAUCAGAGAAGACUGACAUCCUUCAGAUAUACUGAAGGUGGAGGGCCCAGAACAAUAUUUGCUAGUUUUAUCCUGUGCAUUAUUAGUUAUGUAUAGUAUUCAUGUAAUUAUGCGCUGAUGGAUUUUUUUGCCUCAUAAAUGAUCACAAUUCCUACUUCAUUCUUCUGUAAAUAAAUAAAAUGUUUUUGUGGCCUUUACAACAAAAACAUAGAUGUAUUCAUUUUGUGGUGUGAAGGA
This is a messenger RNA of Chanos chanos (milkfish), 823 nucleotides long. It is a transcript of the gene mcee, whose product is annotated as methylmalonyl CoA epimerase. Gene Ontology annotation, cellular component: mitochondrion. NCBI's taxonomy places the organism in Eukaryota, Metazoa, Chordata, Actinopteri, Gonorynchiformes, Chanidae. The record is from RefSeq and is a predicted model, not a curated record. Gene Ontology annotation, biological process: L-methylmalonyl-CoA metabolic process. Bases 1 to 528 code for a protein of 175 amino acids. Gene Ontology annotation, molecular function: methylmalonyl-CoA epimerase activity. The transcript is spliced from 3 exons.